AUGUUAUUGAACCCUGCAACUUUAUUACUAUUGGCAUCAAGUGUUUCUGCUAAAGUUCUCAAGUUUGAUUUGGGAGCUAAAUCUCUUGAGAAAAGAUCAUUAAAUGAAACCCACAAGUUAACAGGUCUUUCAAAUAUCUUUGAAGGCUCAUUUGACGUUGGUACCCCUGGUCAAGAAAUCCAUGCUAUUUUUGAUACCGGUUCAUAUACUUUAGGUGUUAUGUGGUCAGGUAAUGAAUAUUGUGAUAAAAAUUCAUGUACUAAAGGUGAAUAUGAUCCAUCCAAAUCUUCAACUUCAGAUAAUACAACAAAAAGAUAUCCAACCGUCGGAUUUGCUGAUGGUUCUACAGGUGAUGGUCAUUAUUUUACUGAUAAUGUGACUAUUGCUGGUGCCAAUCUUCAUGAUUUCAAAUUUAAUUUGAUAGAGUCCUCAACUUCAGAACUUAAUACAUUCGGUAUAGGUCCUGAUCCUAUCAACGAAGGUGCUCCUAUUCUAUUGAACUAUAUGACUGAUCAAAGCUUGAUAAAAAGAAAAGUUUUCUCCUCAUACUAUUCAGAAAAAACAGAUAAGGCUGUUUUACUUUUUGGUGGUUUAGACAAAGAGCGUUAUUCUGGUCAAUUACAGAAACUUACCUCAAAUGAUGCAUAUAAUUAUAAGGUCGCAUUAAAUGGUCUAUCAACUGAAUGUGGUACUUUAAACGGAAAUGGUUAUAUUUACCAACUUGAUACAGGUGCUGGUUUUGGUGCUGCAUUCCCAGAUGUUAUCUAUCAUAGACUUAACCAGUUAUAUGGCGGUGCAGUGGUUGAUUCUUCAGUAUACAAAGGUCCUAAUGAUUAUGACGAUAGUUUCUAUGCUUUCAAAUGUCAAAAUGCUAAACCACUUGUUCUUGAUUUACAAGGAAAAAAAGUAACUUGGUCCGCUAGAAGUCAAAUUCUUCCACUUACUAGUAACGGUCAAAAGGUUUUAGAUCAAGAUGGUGAUCAGUUAUGUACAUCCUAUAUGAUUAAUACAGGUAAUGACACAAGCCUUCUUACUCUUGGUGCAGCUUUCUUGAAAGAUAUGUUUGUCGUGUGGGAUGGAGAAAACACUGAAGUUUCUAUUGCUCAAGGUAAACAAAGUGACAGUGAAGAUAUCAUUGAAAUUACAGGUGAUGUUCCAGAUGCUGUUAAUGCUCCAGAUUACGGAGAUUUUGAUAACCUUAGAUCAGAUGACAAUUCAUUCAAUCAACCUUCAACUACUUCAUUAAGUUAUUCAGCAUUCACCGCAACUGGCACUUAUUAUGGUACUUUUGCCACUGAUUCAUGUGAUUCCACCACCACUUUAUCAAGCUCUGCUUCAAGUGCUACUGCUUCUUCAUCUGCUGAUGUCUCAUCAUCAUCUGGCUCUUCAGCGAGGCUUACCACGCCAAGCUCAUCAUUAGCCAGUUCAAGCAUCCCAUCUUCAGUUUCCUCUUCAGUUUCCUCAUCAUCAAUCAAUCCAACAACACCUAUUGAAAAACAAGUCGAUAACAACUCAUCAUUGAAUUCAUCUCAAGUCAGUUCAUCUGUCUCAGAUGGUCAAACAACCAUUUAUAGUUCAUCAUACUCAUCAAUUUCUUCAGCUACUUGUGUUUCUUGUGCUUAUAAAAAUUUGAAAAAUGUUACAUCAACUGCAAUUGAAUCUGAAAAUCAUACUGUUUUGAAAACCAUUACUUCAUGUUCUGACAACAAAUGUUCAGAAAUUAUUACCACUAUUGAACCAUCAACCACAGAAUCUGCUACCCCACCAUCUACUUCAUUAUCUUCAAUCAUUUCAACCACUUCUGGUUCUGCUUCUGGCUCUGCAUCUAGUGCUUCUUCAGAAGGUUCUAUACCAUCAUCAUCAAAUUCACCAGUUGAAACUGGAUCUUCAACCACAUCAUUACCAUCUGAUACUCCAGCUGGCUCAGAAUCACAAUCAAACGUUGAAAGUAAAACAACAGUUUCAUCAACCACUGAAUCAUCAUCACCAGCUUCAGAAUCAUCAAAAGAAUCACCAAAAGAAUCAACUGAAUCAAAACCAUCCAUUGAAGGUUCAUCAUCAUCAUCAACUGCUAAUCCUUCAUUAGCACCAAAAUCAUCUUCAGCUCUAUCAUCCUCAUCAUCCUCAUCAUCCACUUCAGCUGCUUCAUUAACUCCGGCUAUUUCAACUUAUGAAGGUUCUUCAAACAGUUUAUCAGCUCCAUUUAUCUUUAAAUUGAUUUCAAAUCUAUUGUGA
Molecule: messenger RNA, 2235 nt
Organism: Hansenula ciferrii
Lineage: Eukaryota; Fungi; Ascomycota; Saccharomycetes; Phaffomycetales; Wickerhamomycetaceae
Product: Lysosomal aspartic protease
Exons: 1
Coding region: 1-2235 (744 amino acids)
Biological process (GO): proteolysis
Molecular function (GO): aspartic-type endopeptidase activity
Source: RefSeq, a predicted model, not a curated record